CCAUAGAUCUGGUUGAGAAUCAAGGUUAUCUUGUCUCGAAAGACCUGAGGGAGAGAGCAAAGAGUAAUAACUAUUACUCUUUGGGAGAGAGACACAGAGUGAGAGAGAAACAAAAAUCAACAAUAAUUAACUUCAUCAGUUGAAUUUAUUUUUUCCUACUACUUAAUUAAGUACAAUUUCAUUACGAUCAUGUUAAUUUUUCUUUUAGUUUUUUGUGUUUUCAGCUUAUUACCAAUCAAUGUCAGUGGGUAUCACCAUCCGCAUCGGUAUUACAAUAAAACACAUGAAGGUAAACUGACCGUUACUAUCCCCUGGUCAACUGUCAUUGGUAAACAAGAGCGGAUUCUUGGUAGACCGAUUGGUGUUUUUCUUGGUAUUCCUUACGCUAAACCACCGGUGGGUCAACUUAGAUUCAUCAAACCAGUUCCUCUGGAUCCUCAUGAUGGUGAAUAUAAUGCCACAUUCUUCCGACCGCCUUGUCCCCAGCCCCCAAAUGUGAACACGAACUAUCCCGAAACAAGUGAAAAUUGUUUGUAUCUGAAUGUCUGGACACCGGUCAUUAGCUCAUCUUUAGCCUCGAACCAUAUUGAAAGUUCAUCUCUUAAACCAGUCAUAAUAUACAUCUAUGGAGGUGGUUUUAAUAAAGGUUCAGUUCAUGAAAAGCGACAUCAAGGUGACAUAUUGUCCUCUUUAAGUGACACCGUUGUUGUAACGGUUAAUCAUCGGCUCAGUAUUUUUGGAUUUGGUUAUAGUGGAACUGAAUCAAUUCCUGGUAACAUAGGAAUCUAUGAUUUAAUACAAUCCCUUGAAUGGGUUAAUCAAAAUAUUGAACAUUUUGGUGGGAAUCCUAAAGCAGUUACUAUUUUUGGCGCUUGUUCUGGUGCUAUGGCUGCAUCGGCAUUCAUUUUAUCACCAAUCGUGGAUGCAAAGUUAAUCGAUAAAGUUUAUUUAGCUUCAUCAGUGAUUAGUCCUCAUUCGGCGAUCAGAACACAAGAGGAAACUUUUAACUUGACUCGAACAGUGGCGGAAAUUGUCGGUUGCGGUAACGCUGAUGAUCCAGAGGCCACUAAACUUACCGAUCAACAGGUUGACUGUAUGAGAGGCAUCGAUGCUCAGGUUCUAAUGAAUGCUUCGUUUAGCGACCCAGUUAUGAAUCAAUUGUCGUACAAAGAAACACCGCCUUUCGUAAUGAUUUAUAAUACUACACUUCUUCCGAUUCCCCCCGAUCAGUUGGUUCUUGAAAAAUACCCUCGACGUCGAGUUCCAAUUCUCUUUGGUAACGAACAAAACGAAGACGAAAUUUUCACAAAACUUUGGCCUGCGUCAAUAGAAGAAGCUAAAAAAAUGCUAAAUUACAUGAUCAUGAGAACUUAUCCUAAUACAACAGAGGAACAAGUAGAAACAGUUUUCAAAUAUUAUUUCGAUAAAGUUGAAGAUUAUAACGUCAUGGAGAUUAAAGGAGCACUUUCAUUAGCUGCGGGCGAUUAUCUUCACCAUUGUCCAUUGUUACUUUACACCGAAUCUUGGACUAAGAACGGACAAAUAACUCAUGGUUACUUAGAUGCUUAUGUAAUGGAUGGUUUCAAUAAGAGCGAAAGGCUUUUCGGUACCAAACAUGGUGACGCCGCUUAUCAAAUUCUAGGAAAAGCUUAUCAUGAGUACGAUACUUUCAGUGAUCGCGAUCGACGAGUAACAAGACAAAUGAUCAAAUUUAUAAAGAGUUUUGCUUAUGGUCAAAGAUUAAAUUGGCCUCCGAUGUUAACUGAUUCGUCGAAAUCUGUUCUACCUCUUAAAUGGAGAUUAACGAAAACAAUGGAUACAAAAAACAUUUAUUCGGACCCGAAAGACGAUAUUUGUCAUUUGUGGGGGGAAAUUCGACAAUUGGUUGUUGGUUAAAAUCGAAAGUAGAAAAAAUGAAAAGUUUCUUUUUUGAAAAUGCUCUAAUUUAAAAUGAAAUUAAAUUUGCAAUAAAAGACAAUUUAAUAUACUCGUUAAUAUAUUAGACUGUUUCGUGAUUCUCGAAAAUUGUUUCGACUUUUCCAUUAACUAGUUACAGAAAUUUAAGACAAUCUAUUGGACUUUUGAUUAAUCGACUAUCGACAAAAUCAGCUGGUCUACACACUUUCUUUCUCACCUUUUAGUUUACCUUUAAUUACUUGUUUAUUUCUCUCAAAAUUUGAUUCUUAUCAACUGAAUUAAAAUGGAUCAUUCAAUUAUCAAAAGUGAUCCAGAUUCAAUCGCGAGUGGUUCAGGUUAUCCAAACCCAAGAAACGCCGUUGAAAAAGUUACAACUGGAAUUCAACAGAUUGACCUUAAUGAUCGUGCUAAACAAGAACCAAUGGAGAAUGAGUAUACCUUCAUUAAAGUACAAUUAAACAUAAUGAGAGGUCUUUAUAACCGAAAAAAUGGCCGUUCUCUCCCUUGGGAUGCUUUCGCUCAAUUUUGUUCGUGGGUUGAAACGAGGCCGGACUAUUUUGAUAAAUGGACUGUAGAAAAUUUUUUCAUCGCUUACAAUUCUUAUUUUGAAAAAAUAGAGAAGAAAAAUAAGAAUAUAACUCGAGCUCAAGAACAGCGACUCAAGGAUGUGGCCGAAUUUCAUGAGCAAUUUAAAUGAAAAGCCAAUAAAUUGAUCAUUUUGUCUUAA
Molecule: messenger RNA, 2644 nt
Organism: Panonychus citri (citrus red mite)
Lineage: Eukaryota; Metazoa; Arthropoda; Arachnida; Trombidiformes; Tetranychidae
Product: acetylcholinesterase-1-like
Exons: 2
Coding region: 190-1896 (568 amino acids)
Source: RefSeq, a predicted model, not a curated record